Molecule: messenger RNA, 420 nt
Organism: Striga hermonthica
Lineage: Eukaryota; Viridiplantae; Streptophyta; Magnoliopsida; Lamiales; Orobanchaceae
Source: the annotation of a GenBank genome assembly
AUGGCUAAUGCAGCAUCGGGUAUGGCAGUUGAUGACGAAUGCAAACUGAAGUUUAUGGAGCUGAAAACCAAGCGAACACACCGCUUCAUUGUUUUCAAGAUUGAAGAAAAACAGAAACAGGUUAUUGUGGAAAAGCUUGGAGAACCAACCCAAACUUACGAUGACUUCACUGCAAGCCUUCCUGCCGAGGAGUGCAGAUACGCAGUUUAUGAUUUCGACUAUUUCACUGAAGAGAAUGUCCCGAAGAGCAGGAUUUUCUUCAUUGCAUGGUCUCCCGACACUGCAAAAGUGAGGAGCAAAAUGAUCUACGCAAGCUCAAAGGACAGGUUCAAGAGGGAAUUAGACGGCAUUCAGGUAGAGCUUCAGGCAACCGACCCGACUGAGAUGGGUCUUGAUGUCUUCAAAAGUCGUGCCAAUUAA